Clupea harengus (Atlantic herring) is the source of this 6067-nucleotide messenger RNA. RefSeq names its product FERM and PDZ domain containing 3 (gene frmpd3). Gene Ontology annotation, molecular function: protein binding. Gene Ontology annotation, cellular component: cytoskeleton. Gene Ontology annotation, biological process: signal transduction. The record is from RefSeq and is a predicted model, not a curated record. Lineage: Eukaryota; Metazoa; Chordata; Actinopteri; Clupeiformes; Clupeidae.
GCCAACACAACAGGUGUGGAAGUGUGUGUGUGUGUGUGUGUGUGAUCCCUGAAAGAGUGACAACAUCCAGAGGCCACACGGAGCCCAGAGACCAGAAAAAACGUGAAUGAGUGCGCUACAGGCAGUGGAGCUUAACCUGAGCGUGCUCCCCAUCCUCCUCUCUCCUCUCAGGGGAUGGCCAAGGUCCAGGAUGGACACACACCAGAAUGUGACAGCCCUGCGAUGUUAGAGGAGAGCCGUGAUGGAGUGAACAGUGCUAGCCUGACAGCCGGCUCAGCUCGACAGGUCUGCAUUCAACGUCACCACACGCACGGUUUCGGCUUCAUCGCAGGCAGCGAACGCCCCGUCGUUGUACGCUCCGUCUCAGCAGACGGCCCUUCAGACGGAAAGCUCCUACCGGGGGAUCAGAUUCUGGCCAUCAACGGCGACCCGGUUCACGACACCCUCCGGGAAAGAGUCAUAGACCUUGUAAGACGGUGUCAAGACUCCAUCCUACUCACGGUUAUCCAGCCACUGCAGUCUCCUAAAUCUGCCUUCAUAAGCGCAGCCAAGAAAGCUCGUCUGCGAACCAACCCCCCUAAAGUGCGCUUUUCUGAGCAAGUGUCAAUCAGCGACCCAGACUCAACAAUGCUCAAAGACGAUUCUUUACUCCUCAUACCAAAUGUGCUGAAGGUGUUCCUGGAGAAUGGACAAAUCAAGUCAUUUACAUUUGACAGUCGGACCACGGUUAGGGAUGUGAUAUCGUCCCUGCAGGACCGUCUGUCUCUGCGCUACAUCGAGCAUUUCGCACUGGUUCUGGAGUCGGGAGGACUGGACAAGAACCAGAGGUUGCACCUGUUACAGGAGCAUCAGCCUCUGUCACACGUGGUGCACAGGACCUACUUCCAGGGGAUGAAGUGUCUUUUUCGCAUCUGCUUCUUUCCGAAAGACCCUGCAGACUUGCUGAGGAGGGAUCCCGCUGCCUUUGAGUACCUCUAUAUACAGAGUCGCAAUGAUGUCAUCAAAGAGCGCUUUGGCGUGGACUGGAAGUCUGAGAUCACACUGAGACUGGCAGCCCUCCACAUCUACAUCACUGUUUCUAUAGCGAGGCCCAAUCAGAAGAUCUCCCUCAAACAUGUUGAGAAGGAGUGGGGUCUGGAGCCCUUCCUCCCUCUCAACCUCCUCCCCAUGGUCAAGGAGAAGAACAUCUGCAAGACUCUCUCCCAGCUCCUGAAGACGUAUCAGCAUCCUCCUCCGGCUGGCAAUAAGGUUCCCCCACUCCAGGGCAAGCAUCAGUACAUGCGUGUCCUGAACGACCUUCCACCUUUCGGAGGCCUGCUUUUCCACACUGUCGGGCUGGACGAGAAGCACUCAGCUACGACUCUGUUGGUGGGGCCAAGGCACGGGAUCAGCCAUGUCAUUGACCUGAAGAACAACCUGACUACUGUCCUGGCAGAGUUCAGUCGGGUGGCGAAGGUCCAGUUGUACAGGGAGCACCAGGGAGUGGCUAGAGUGGAGGUCACCAUGCUGGAGGCGAAGCCUCUGGUGUUGCUGAUGGAGUGGCCUGAUGCUUCGAAUUUUGCCUGUCUGAUCUCUGGCUACUACAAGCUCUAUGUGGACCCCAAAAGGACUAUCUACUACAGGACACCUGGUCAGUCUCAUAUGAUCAAGGCAGAUUACAGAAGUUCCCACGCACACUCGCGGUCCACGGGUGCGUCAAGUUCCGGUGGUGUUAGCGGCGGCGGCGGCAGCGGUGGUGGCAGCAGCCGACGAGGUGAAGAGAGAGAUGGGCUAUCCAGAGAGCCAUCCCAGAAGGUGUCCGGCUCCGCCUCACACCCCGCUCCAUCACAGCACCUGGGCCUCUGUCACAUCCACCUGCGUGAACAACAGCAACUUCGGGAGUUGCAGCAGCAGGCCGAGGAGCAGCUGGACAUCAACGAGAACCUUGUCUCCCAGGGGCGCUGCCGUACCAAGUCCGACCCCACGUUCAAGAGCGCGGAGUCUAUUGCCCGCCCAGACAGCCCAACGAAAAGAGAGGAGGAGGAGGAGGGGGGCGUUGGCUCCGGCUUCAGGAGCCGGGAGAAGUCCUUGGAGCCCCCGCACCAUACUGGACACUCCUUCUGUGACUCCUGCAAGGCCAAGCUCAAGGCUGAGGGUCUGAUCGUAGAGGAUGUACGAGGCAGUGGAGGAGGAGGAGGUGGGAAACAGCAGUGCUCCAAUGCCUGUGGCUCCCGAGAGGGAGGAGCUGUGGACCUCAUGGCCCUGCCUCUGCCCGGCAGCGAGUAUGAUGAGAUAUACGAGAACGUGGCUGGGAAAUUGCAGCCUCCGGCUCCUGCCAUCGCUGCCCCUCCCCCGGGUUUCCGGGACAACAGCUCAGACGAGGACGACCCGAAUAAAAAACGCAAGGCUGCUGCCGAGGCAGUGGGGGCCGCGAAAGCAACAGCUGCUACUGUAACUGCGACAACAGCCACAUCAACAGUAGUGGCAGAAGCGUCAGCAGCAGCAACAGUUGCUGCGGCAACAGCCGGAGAAACUCAGGAGGAUGUCCCGGUGACUCUGAUUGAUAACGUGGCCACCAGGACAGUGCGGGACCAUGCCCAGGAGCUGGACGAUGCAUUGGUCUCCACCCUGCAAGCCCUCGAGGCUCUGGCUGCCUCUGAGGACUACCCCCAUCACCACCAGCAAACCCCUCAAACAGCAGGGUUAAUAGUGCUGGCAGCAAUCACCCCCGAGUCGUCACUCGACUCUGGACACGAGACCAACUCCUCUGAGCUGACAGACAUGUCCGAAAUGGUGUCCGCCAUGAAACAGCACCAGAACCAAGCUUACCUGCUGGCACACCACAUCAACAAGGAGCGCAUCUUCAGUCGCAGAGACUUCCCGCUGGCAAUCCCUGGCUGCACCGCCCAGACUCUUGGUAGUGGGGCCUUCUCGAUGACACAGAUACGUGGUGGCUGCCCCCCUAAACAGGUGAUCCUGAGCAAGACUGUACCCUUGAAGGUCAGCCCCAGCCAAGGAACGGGGUCUCUCUGUCCUGUGGAGGAGCAGAGAAAAACCCAGGAUCAACUACAGAUAAAGGCCGAUGCAGGGAAGCCUGUCAAAGAGCCUGUGAAACCAAGGGCUAGAGAAUCCUCUCCUGUGACUCCCGAGGAACUGAAAGUUGUCGCCAAGGUGGAUGUGUCCACUGGCGGCAGUAAAAAUCUGAAAUUGUCAGAGGGUAAACUGAGUCCUAAUGCCUCAGAGAGCGUCAAAGGGAAAAUGUCUGGACAGGCGAGUCCAGAGGUGACCAACAAAGCCUUACCCAUCCUUUUGUCUGUAGAUAGAAUCACUUCUGCCAAGCUUAGUCCCACGAAAAUGUGCCAAGAUGCCGAGACUGCCUCUAGUGAGACCAACAAGCCUUCAAGCUUUAAGGGCCUUCUGCCUGUUGAUGACCUCUUCUGCACGUGCCCAGUGAAGCCUGAACCGGGGCCCCAGUUGCGACUGAAGGAACCCCAGGCCCAAAAGGUAAUGGUGUUCCACUCCUCUUCACCCACUGAUGAUGAAAGACUUUGUGCCAAGGGACUGCAACUGGCAAGCUGCAAAGAGACCGUGGGGCGGACAACAGACCCUAAUUUAGCCAAGCCUAGUAUCCAUCCGCCACCAAAAUACUCCCCGCACAUGCCAGUGAAGACAGAGCGCAAAGAGACACCUGACGAUAAAUCUGAGAGCAAAGUCCUAACAGAGCAACAGAAAGGUCUUGCCAAAACCUCCUUACCUGUCCUGGUGGAAACAACACACAUAUCUACCUGCGGAGAAAAGGGCGCGACCAUCCCGGGGGCCGAGCGCAAAAAGCAAGGCAGCAGUAAGAGUAAGUCCCAGCGGGCCGCACCAUUCCAGAGUUUUAAGAACCUGAUCUCAGCCACCUUCCCGGCCCGUCUGCGACGCGAGACGGAUGAGCGGCGGGCACAGCUGCAGAAGGUGCGGCAGUAUGAGCUGGAGUUCCUGGAGGAGCUCCUGAAGCCGAAGACAUCACAGGGCGAGUUCAUGCCCCAGGGGUCCUCGCCCGUCCCAGCUGGCACUCCCUGCGCCUGCCAGCUGCGCACUAGUCCUGUGCAGAAGGUUCCGGGCAUCUCUCGGGAGCAGAGGCGCAGCUGCGACUGCAAGAGGAUAUGUCGUGGGAUGAGGCUGCCCGACACACCAGUCGGAUCCUCCAUGGAGCCCCGUGGGAGAGAGAGGCCCAUUUCCAAAACGCCCCCUACCAUUCCCAAGGCCCCUCACAGCCAAGGCACACCAAGGAGGCCACAGACACUAGAGAUCAAGACCACGAGAAUCCGCUCCACCAGUCUGGAGUCUCGUGAACUACGUGACACACCUGUGUCCUGCCUGCCCACUUGUACUUCCCGUCCUGAGUGUAUGGUGGCGGCGCCGCAGUACAAGAAACUCCAGCGAAGGUACAGCAUUGGUGAGCUUGACAACAACAAUGACAGCACGCCUCUCUAUGCCGAGGUCAAAUCCACCAAGGCCAAGAGCCUGGAAAAGGAGAUGGAAAGGGUUAGGGCAACAGGCCUUAGACUCCCAACCCCAAUAGAACCCAUUCACACCCAGGGUAGUGAGGCGAAAAAGAAAGGUAUCUUCUUCAUCCAGGGAGAGGAGAUUUUGCGCGAGAGCCGGGAGGGAACCAGCGAGGUACUGUUGGCAAUACCCACUGAAGGUAGCAGUGAUGAUCGAGAAAAGUGCUGCUCUUUCUGCUUCUGCUACCGUAAGUGUGAGGCUGCCGACUCGAGCAGUGAGAAGGACGAGCUCUCAUACUCGAUCCCUCUGCAAGUCCUGCCCGGCAUGCAGCUGGACUCCCGCACCAUGCCGGUGGUAAGCAAAACCUUACAGGUGCUGGACGCUGAAGACUGCAGUGCGGAGGAAGAGGAGGAGGAAGAGGAGCCCCAGACCCAGGAGAUCGACCUGCGUGCCUGCAGCAGUCUGGAAGCCAGCCUGACACGAGUGCAGUCCCUGCAGGGCAAAACUUUCUGUCUGCCCGACGGCUUCCUCAACGCGCAGCUGGACGCCAACGAGCUGCUGGCCAUCCUUCGGCAGUGUGCCAACUGCCACCAGAUUGAGGACGAGCCCCGCAUGCCGGCCGCCCGGCUGGCGGAGUACAAGCAAGAGUUGGCUCUGCGCUUCAAGGAGUUUCGUGCGUCAUGCCGGCGCGUGGCGAGCGUGGAAAAGAGCCCCACGCGCAUGCUGAGUGCCGUCACCUCCAGCUUCCAGGUGCUGUGCAACCUGACGCAGACGUUCAUCCGGCUGGUGCGCGGCAUUCGCUCCGAGACCCAGAAGCUGCAGCUGCUGCGCAAGGUGGAGGAGGUGGCAGUCAACUACACCCUGCUCCUCCGGGCGGCCGAGGACGCCAUGGGUCACUCUAGCAGCCUCCCCAACAAGAGUGCCAGCCCUCAGGCAACUGCAGCCACAAAUGCAGGCUCCCUCCCGCGCUCCAUCAAAGCCUUGCCCACCAAGUGAAGCCCCAUAAGCAUUCCCACAUCCCCCUCCACAGACACAAAUCUGAAAGCCCACCGAACGGAGCGGCCAUCACAGCUACUGGGGGGGGGGGCGCAUAUCGGGUCAUAUCUCAGUUAUUGUUUACAUAUUUUUUUUACAGGACAUAUUAGGAUAAAGUAAAGAUUAAUUCUCAAUAAAACUGUUCCACACUACGUUUACAGGGGGAUGCUGCAGCACAGAUUGCAGACUGCACCCCUCAUGCCGUCCAUCUCCGACUGAAGGACACCUGUGUAUCGUGUCUUGUGUUUCCUGUCCAGAGAACAGUUCUGUCUCUAACCUUCUCAUCUUAGCUCCCUUACCACUGGAUGAUAAACAGGGCUAAUGAUUGCAUUUCAACACUUGCGUCAAGGGGCUAGCAAACUAAUUGAGGGUUUUGUACUUACUGUAUCUAAAUGUAUGUAAUUAAUUAAUGAAUUGAUUUAUUUAUUUUUGUGGGCAAGAGAAAAGAUUAUUUAUGGGAGGACAGGAGAUCACUGUCAUUUUCAUGAGGAAAUUAUAUAAUUCAAGAAAUAAAGUUAUGACUUUAUAAUGAAUUAAAAUGACUUUACUCCUCCGAUGUACC